Messenger RNA from Talaromyces proteolyticus, 1735 nucleotides. Its product is annotated as vacuolar ATP synthase subunit B. The transcript is spliced from 8 exons. The coding region runs from base 1 to 1569 and encodes 522 amino acids. The record is from RefSeq and is a predicted model, not a curated record. Gene Ontology annotation, biological process: proton transmembrane transport; ATP metabolic process. Gene Ontology annotation, cellular component: proton-transporting V-type ATPase, V1 domain. Gene Ontology annotation, molecular function: proton-transporting ATPase activity, rotational mechanism; ATP binding. Lineage: Eukaryota; Fungi; Ascomycota; Eurotiomycetes; Eurotiales; Trichocomaceae.
AUGGCUCCCGAAUUCGUUGAUCCUCGUAUGACCUCGAUCAAACCUCGCAUUCGUUACAACACCAUUGGAGGCGUGAACGGACCGCUGGUCAUUCUCGACAAUGUACAUUUGACAAACCAAUACGAGUUUUGGGUCAAAUUCCCUAGGUAUAACGAGAUUGUAUCCUUGACCCUUCCUGAUGGCACGGAGCGGUCUGGUCAGGUUCUCGAAGCUCGAGGCAACCGAGCUGUUGUACAGGUAUUCGAAGGUACAACGGGUAUUGACGUGAAAAAGACGAAAGUCGAGUUCAGCGGUCACAGUCUGAAGCUGGGUGUUUCUGAGGACAUGUUGGGUCGUGUCUUUGACGGUUCAGGUCGUGCGAUUGAUAAGGGUCCUAAGGUGUUGGCGGAGGACUAUCUCGACAUUAACGGCAGUCCUAUCAAUCCAUACUCACGAGUCUACCCCGAAGAAAUGAUUUCAACUGGUAUCUCUGCGAUCGAUACCAUGAACUCUAUUGCUCGAGGACAAAAGAUUCCGAUUUUCUCAGCCGCCGGUCUUCCGCACAACGAAUUGGCUGCCCAAAUUUGCCGGCAAGCCGGUUUGGUCAACAGACCAACCAAGGACGUGCACGAUGGACACGAAGAGAACUUUUCGAUCGUCUUCGCUGCUAUGGGUGUCAACAUGGAGACUAGUCGGUUUUUUACACGGGAUUUCGAGGAGAACGGCAGUAUGGAGCGUGUCACUUUGUUCCUUAAUUUGGCCAAUGAUCCUACUAUCGAACGUAUCAUCACACCUCGUCUUGCUCUGACAACGGCCGAGUACUACGCAUACCAACUCGAGAAGCAUGUGCUGGUCAUUUUGACCGAUCUAACGGCAUACUGCGAUGCUCUUCGUGAGGUGUCCGCUGCCCGUGAAGAAGUGCCUGGACGACGUGGUUAUCCAGGUUACAUGUACACUGAUUUGUCGACAAUCUACGAGCGUGCUGGUCGUGUCGAAGGCCGUAACGGUUCCAUCACCCAGAUCCCCAUUUUGACCAUGCCCAACGACGAUAUCACUCACCCUAUCCCCGACUUGACGGGCUACAUUACCGAGGGACAGAUCUUCAUCGAUCGUCAGUUGUAUAACAAGGGUAUUAACCCGCCAAUCAACGUCUUGCCAUCGCUUUCACGUCUCAUGAAGUCUGCCAUUGGUGAGGGACGCACACGGAAGGACCACGGUGACGUGUCUAACCAACUAUACGCUAAGUACGCUAUUGGACGAGAUGCUGCUGCCAUGAAAGCCGUGGUCGGUGAGGAAGCUCUUUCGGCUGAAGACAAGCUGUCUCUAGAAUUCUUGGACAAGUUCGAAAAGUCAUUCAUCUCUCAAUCCGCCUACGAAUCGCGCAGCAUCUACGACUCUCUCGAUAUUGCAUGGAACUUGCUGCGUAUUUACCCUAAGGACUUGCUCAACCGGAUUCCCAAGAAGGUUCUGGACGAGUAUUAUGCUCGUUCCGGCAAGGGGCGCCGAACCGGCAACAAGGACACAAGAGACCACACAGCGUCGGAGCAGCAAACUCAAUCCCAGCAACAGGAGAAUCUGAUCGAUGCUUAAUAUAUGUAUUUAUCGACAGUGUGAAGUGCGUUUUGUUGAUUCCUUUCCAUUAGUUUAUCAUCAUAUAUACAUUUGUGAUACAUACAAACCGACUCAUCUUUAACACCGAUUGAUGUAAUACUCUAAAUAAAGUAUAACCCUAGUAUAAUAAAUGCCACCAACUUCC